Molecule: messenger RNA, 1923 nt
Organism: Lottia gigantea (owl limpet)
Lineage: Eukaryota; Metazoa; Mollusca; Gastropoda; Lottiidae
Exons: 5
Coding region: 1-1923 (640 amino acids)
Source: RefSeq, a predicted model, not a curated record
AUGGUAUAUGGUAUCUCUAAUAUUAAUCUGAUAUAUCCUGGUGAUAUAUUCUCUUACAUUAAUCUGGUAUAUCCUGGUGACCUAUAUCUCUUACAUAUUUCUGAUAUAUCCCAAUGGUAUAUGAUAUCUCUAAUAUUAAUCUGGGUAUAUUUUGUUCUUUUUAGAAUUGUUAUGUUAAUGCCAAGAUAUUUGUAUUUGAAACUUGGUGAUCAAAUCCAUCAUGCGUCCACAACACAGUUACCAAUCCUUGAACCAUUGACCACCAUGUUAAUGACAGACAGUUGGCAACCAUCAGUUCUUCAGCUGACGCCGUUUGGAAGCAACGACGCAAGUAGUCAAAAUGAUAUCUUAUACCACGAAGAAAGGAACAACGUCAAUAAGGGUUUUCCGCGAUUGGCUGUUACUAGAGUCAACAACUUCCAGUCUGCUCGACACAAGAUCGUCCGAUCUGUCUCCGAAUGCGCAGAUCGUCCCAAAGUGUUUAGUAAUAGGCCGUGCAGUCUUCAAGGGCCUCGUUCGCAAUCGGAACAAAGUGUUAAAUAUAAAACAGCAGUGAAAGACAAUGGUUUUUCGGUGAAAGAUCUAAACGAUCAAAUAAUUUACUCUGCAAAUACGGAAAUUUUGUUAAAAAAUGACGGAAAUCAGAAACCAAAAUCGUGGCUAUGUUCAUCAAGCUCAGAUUUUACAGAUCAGGUGAAAUAUCUACCCAAGCCUAAUGUUUCUCGCUCUUUAGAUGGGCGUUACUUUCUUCCUCAAAAUGGUUUUUGGCGCGCAGUGACGUUAACCCCGGGUGAGAUUGACCUCAGAAAGCAGAAAGUGUAUCAGGAUGCUAAGCAAAGAAAAAUCCCACACCUAAAACACAAAGUGAACGUCAACUCAUUACCGAGAAGUAAUACACCAAUAACUGAUUAUGAUCCGGAUAGAUUAAAUAUGAAAAAUGUAGUCGCUUUCUUACAAAAGAACAAUGGUGAAUCAAACACAAAUUCUAAGACGACCAACCACGUAGCGACAAAAUCUCAAUCCGAACCUACGACCUCUCCACGUCGAACUGAAGUUACACCUUCUCCACAUAAGUUUAAAAGUGAUGUGAUCAAAAGAGACCGUUCUAGCCAUAGAGUUCGAAUCUCAGAGCCAGUGCCAAGUAUGGAACAACGAUUCAAAAAAUCAGAAAGCAAUUAUAGAAAACCAAAAGGUAAGGAAAAUGCGACUCGGUCGGUUCGCCAGUUUAGACUUCAUCGGUUUCUGACAAUGGCUGCCCAUGAUUCAGAUCAAACGUUCAACGAUUCUGUUGCGUCUAAAGCUUAUCCUGUAUAUAGUCCAAGGGAGAGACUUCGUAUUACUCCAAAAAAUGAUUCUCAAGAAAACACAAAUUGUAACCAAACUUUGUCAAGUGAUCAGCCUUCAACGGAAAAACUUGCUUCGGCCGAUGCUGUCAUUCGUUUACCAAAUAUGCUUGAUGAAGAACAUCAUGACGACGAUGAUUUCCCGAAUAAUGUUGACCUAUUGGAUGCGAUAGAAACAGUGGCUAAUGCACAGCGUGCUAACAGUGAUCAAUAUAAGAGGAAAGUAAGAAUUUCAGAAACCCGGGGCUUCACUAACGCAAAUGGUAAGGUGAAACUGUCUUUACGAAGAGAAAAGACUCUUACGAGAGAACAUACUUACAUGAGUGACCUGGCCGAAUCUCGAAAUCUCAAAUCCUGUUCACGCCAGUCAUCUAGUUUCAUCAGAAUCUCAAUCCUGUUCACUUUACAUUUGGUUAAGAGACCUUCUGUUUCUGUUGCUAAAGGAAAACUACACAGAUUGACAUUUCAUAGAAUGAUAGAAUGGGAGAUGUCAGAGAAUUGUCUACAGCUCGCGAACGAGAAAGUGGAGUCUUGCAUAGUAGUGAUAAUUCAGUGCUAUAUCAUGCACGAGAAUCUUUAA